AUGGCUGAGGGGUUAUCUGGAAAAGUGGAUGUUUUCCCUCUGCCCCUGCCUAUGCACCCAGCUCGGGCCCUUGAACAACAAGAAAGCCACUCUGAUGAUCUUUGGAUGGUUUUCUUGAUCCUCAGCCUUAAUUACAUGCAUGGUGGUCAACGAGAGGUGAAGGUAGCAAAGUGGACCAGCUGGGCGAAUGUGGAACCAGCACUUCCCUUUGGGCAUAUUGGGUCUAUUUCAGCGGUGGAUUUGGCCGAUGGGGGCGUUCGCGAGCUGCUCCUGGACCCACAGCGCUUUCUCAAACCGGGAUUUGAGGGACAAGCGAUUAAGUCAUCGAAGGUUAUGGUUCGGGAAGAAGAUUGGUCUGAUUUGGUGUCGGGGUUGGUUCGCUACAACCUUUGUUGCGUAUUACCCGAAAGCGCCCUGCUACAUGCCAACGGAAAACCUAUCCAGAACGGACUUUUCGGUGUUGAAAAAGGGGAGCAGGCCAAUGGACACGACAUCCACCGACUCAUCAUGAAUUUGAUUCCCAUCAAUUCUGCAUCCAUCCCGGUGGACGGCGACACGGGCACCCUGCCUUUAUUGAGCCAAAUGAACAGCUUGGAGCUUCAUCCUGAUGAACAUUUGGUUAUUUCGAGCGAAGACUUGCGAUGCAUGUUCUACCUGUUUGCGCUUCCCGAGCAGUGGUUCCCGCUGCUGAGCUUCAACAGGGCAGUUCCUCCGGAUCUGGUCCCACCACAUGUCGAUGAGCCUUGUUAUCUUUGUUCGAAGGUCUUGCCGAUGGGAUACCUCAACUCGGAGGUGGGCAGCGCUGAGGUGCGCAAAGAUAGGCCAGCAUCACUGGCAAAUCCUCUAUGGCGAGUAUACCUCGACAACUUUGACCUCCUGGAAACAAAGAACCCCGAGACUGCAUCCAUCAUCAAAGGAAGUACCCCACCAGAUUUGGAACCCAUUCUUGAAGAGUACUUUCACUGGGGGGUUCCGUUGAACCCAAAGAAGUCUGUCAGGCGGGCUACAUUUGCGGAGAUCCAAGGUGCAGAGAUUGAUGGUUGUUCUGGGACGUCUCGGCCCAAAGGGGAUAAGCUGGCUAAGUAUGUCGGGGCUACCCUUUCUUUGUUGAGAUGCCCGGUCCACUUCUUUCACGAAUCUUUUUUCACAAUGGACGUUUCAGACCGUGAAAACCACACCCGAUCCAGUCAAGUCCUUCCCUACCGAGCCUGUGCUGGUGGUCUCUCUCUAUGCCGUCGGGAAAGACUUUACUGGUUUGAUUGGGGCCUAUGCUGCGAAGAGGGUGUGGUCCUUCAUCCACCGAUUUCUUCUCACCCUUCUUGCUAUGGCAACAUUCGGUUCGAAUUCCCUGCGGAUCCAUCGCACUUCCUUGAGAAAGGAUGGAAGCUGCAUCCAGAUGCCACUCAUCUUCCAGCGUUCACUGUUCCACAGCCUUCGGCCUCAGCCAACCCCACAGCAGCAGGGAUUCAUCGUUGCGGUCAAGCUGAAAAACAACGCUGGGAGGGCGAUCGCUUCCGGUUUCCACCUUUCCAAUAUUUGGACCGUCACCUUUUGUGGCGCAAAGAUGAAGCUCGACCUCCCAACGCGCGGGAGCGAGAGCGCAUUUUGGGCUUUCCCGUUGACUACACCUACAACUGCUUGAACAAGACUGAUACAAAGAGAUCUCCCGUUUACCAUGAUGAUACCCGCCUGUCCCUUCUGGGAAACACUUCGAGCGUCUCAGUCGUGGCUUUUUUCUUUCUUCACCUCCUUGCGCCUCUCGGGCUUUGCUUGGUCACUAGCUUGAAAGAGCUACUUCAAGUUCUUUCGGGGCACGCGCUCAAGCAUGGAGCUGCUCUCCUCUCUUGGAGGGCGCUUCAUCAAACUCGAGUGCCCAGCUCCAGCGAAGAAACCCUAGUUCGCAAGCUCCUCACGCAAGUUUCGAGCAAAGGUGAGGAUUUCUUGGUUUCGGUUGGUUCCAGCGCUCGUUCCCACCAGAAGUUUCGCAAUUCCAUACCAGCAUCCCUUUGGACCUGGCGGGAAAUCUGCGGUUGGAAGUGGGGACCAUGUGAUGACCACAUAAAUCGCCUGGAACUUCGCGCGAUCUAUACGACCAUUCGGUGGCGUGUUCUUCGUCAAAAGCAACUUCGCGUUCGUUUUCUCCACCUUACUGACUCUAUGGUGUGUUUGCACGUUUUGAACCGUGGGCGAAGCUCUUCUGUAAAGAUACAAACGUUGAUGUACCGUCUCUGUUCUUUAGUGUUGGCGACCGGCUUGCAUUUGAUCCCUGCGUAUGUCUCGACCAAGUCGAACCCAGCCGACCGGCCCAGUCGAAGGGCCCGCGUCCGCAAAAAAUGGGUAAAAUGA
Molecule: messenger RNA, 2346 nt
Organism: Symbiodinium sp. CCMP2592
Lineage: Eukaryota; Dinophyceae; Suessiales; Symbiodiniaceae
Source: the annotation of a GenBank genome assembly